CUCUCCACCUGUCACAAAAACAUAUCGCCCAUCUGACUCAUCUUGUCCCCCCGUCCAUCCCUAUUACUAUCUCACAACAAUGAUGUCUUCCGGUUUCUCUUGGGGCAUGAAGUCCACGCAGCCAGCUGCCCUGGUUCCGGCCCAAGAUAGCUCGACAGCAAACUGGCACAAGGCCAUGUUGACCAAGUCGGCUCCCAGACCAAAGAGAAGAUAUGAUGAUGGCGAAUCUGAGCACGGCUCGUCCCGCACACACCUUCCGCUGGUUAGAAGGAUCUCGCAGUUCAAAAAAUCAAGAACCCCGUAUGUCAGAGGUCAACAGUUACCCAUUCACCGUUUGAUCGAAGUUAUGAGUAAGGAAGACUUGCAGAGCAUGGUUAUGCAAAUCAUCCACAAGCGGCCCGAGUUGGCGCAAGAAGUUGUGGAUAUCGCUCCUAAACCGUCCGUGACGAACUCGUUAACCAUCUUGUCCAACAAGUUGACCGGUAUCUUAAACAGCUUGCCAUAUAAGGUGGACCCAUCCUCCAACUAUGCAUUUUUGAGAAUCAAACCCUCUUUGGACGAUUUUUACGAGGCGUUGAGCGACUACACUCUCAGCUACUUACCGCCAGUUGAGGUUAACCACAUUGUCACAUUGGAAUUCCUUGAAGCCAUCACCUCCUUCUUGCAUAAAUUGCCAAACUGGAGUAACCCGGAAUUUAACUACAGCAAGCUCCUCGCCUACGAACAAAUCUCCAAUACAUGGCUCAUGAUUAUCCGCUCCUUUGUGGAAAAGGCCUCGACUAACUUGAUGUUCUUGCUCAAUGAAAACUACGAAGCAAAAAUCUCCAAGCACAGCGAGUUAUCCCAAGGGAAGUUUGACCCGGUGUUGGAAUACUUGAGAAGCGAGAUUAUCUCCUUCAACAAUGAAACCCGUAUUUCCCAAAACUUUUCUAUGAGCAACAGUCCAUUACAUGGCCUCUCUACGAACACUUAUGCAGAUCGUAUGAUCUGAGUACCCCCAGCCCAGCUAGUGACAGUCAGGGUAUUCUGCUCAAAUUUUGAUUCAUCGUUUCGCAUCUUUAUAAGGGACUCACCUUCCGUAAUUACACCCCUUGUUUUAAGGGACAUUGUGGUGUCUUGCAUCUCCUCCUCC
Molecule: messenger RNA, 1132 nt
Organism: Babjeviella inositovora NRRL Y-12698
Lineage: Eukaryota; Fungi; Ascomycota; Pichiomycetes; Serinales
Exons: 1
Coding region: 80-991 (303 amino acids)
Biological process (GO): nuclear protein quality control by the ubiquitin-proteasome system; proteasome localization
Cellular component (GO): nucleus
Source: RefSeq, a predicted model, not a curated record